Triticum dicoccoides is the source of this 1033-nucleotide messenger RNA. RefSeq names its product ranBP2-type zinc finger protein At1g67325-like. Lineage: Eukaryota; Viridiplantae; Streptophyta; Magnoliopsida; Poales; Poaceae. Bases 71 to 901 code for a protein of 276 amino acids. The transcript is spliced from 8 exons. The record is from RefSeq and is a predicted model, not a curated record.
CCUUCGCUCGCUGCCGUUUUUCUCUCCCCUCCACCCGCCGCCGCCGCUGCCAUAUUCUCCGCCCCAUCCGAUGGCUUCUGCUAGGUUUGGUGCUGUCCAGCAGAUGGAAGACCGUGGAGCGUUCGGGACCAAGAGGUCGCGCAAUGACGUAUGGGAGGGUGACUGGAAUUGUCUUCAGUGUGGUAAUGUCAACUUCAGUUUUAGAAAUGUUUGCAACCGUGGAGCCUGUGGUGCACCUCGUCCAUCACCGAGUCCAAGCCCAAGAAUGAUGCCAGCGCUCGCUGGUGGUGGAUAUGAUCGGUCGCCUCUAUUUUACGGUAGCACUGGUGCCCCCCCGCCUCACAUUCCUCUUGGAUCAGCUAGCUAUGGUGCUCCAUAUCCGCAUGUUGGAAUGCGGUAUGGUUAUGGUCCACCAGUUGGACCUCAUGGCUCAUAUGGUCUCAGUUCUUAUGGCCAACCUGGUCCAAUGGGGGGGAUGGGUUAUGCCCACGGACCUGAGUUGGGUCGAUAUGGACCUGAGUUGGGUCGAUACGGCUAUGGAUUUAGAGGAUCUCCAAUGCCGGUUUCUAGCCCAUGGUCUGAUGGAGCAUUAGUGGAAAAUAAUAACAGCACUGCUUCACGAAAGCGGCGUGGAGGCCCACAUGGACUGUCUGAGGGUGACUGGGAAUGCCCCAAGUGUGGUAAUGUAAAUUUUGCCUUCAGAAACACUUGCAACAUGAAGAAAUGUGAAGAACCAAGGCCGACUCCUGGAGCUAAUUCGAGCUCGUCGUCUCGCAAAGACAAAGAUACCCCAGAAGGGAGCUGGACCUGUCCGGAGUGCAAUAACCUGAACUACCCCUUCCGCACAGUGUGCAAUCGGAAAGGGUGCUCAUGUAGUAAGCCAGACUCAUCAAGCAACUAGUCCUAGCUUCUCAACCGUGAUGUGAACUAUCGUCCAAGCAUUGUUGUACCCUAGCUAUACAAGCUUACUGUAAACUGCACAGAUGUGUUUUCUGUUCCCUGUGAACAAACAUUCAUAUCGACUAUGCAGCUU